CGGGCUCGAUGGUGGCGGUGGGGGGAGUUGGACCGGCUCCCGGCGGGGGUGCCUUUAGUAUUCGAAAGAGCAGCGCCCGCGAUGCGACGACGCCCCGCCGCCGCCGCGCCGACGACGCCGACGCCGACGCGAUGAUGGAAAGCGGCAGCAGCCUGGGCAGGCCUCGCGGCGCCGCGGUGUCGAGCUCGGCGGCCGCCGCAGCGGCAGCCGCGGCCGCCGCGGCCGCGGCCGCCCGCCUAGACCCCUUCGACCAGGAGAUGAACGCCGCCGAAGCGCCGCACUUCCAGAACGGCUUCGGGAUGCACCACCAUCACCCCAACUACACGGCCGCCGUCGCGAGGGACUUUCUGCUGCGGGGAGCCACGGAGCUACCGCCUCCGCCGCACCACCAUCACCACCCGACCCCCGAGAGCAUGUUCGUUCACCACCAUCAUCACCAUCACCAUCACCCGACGGCCGGGGAACUGUACCCUUCCAGGCUACCGCUGACCGCGGCCGACGUCUACCGGGAACCCUUCCAGCCGAGGCCCGAACCUGUGUACGCGUCGCCGGCCAUGGGGGGCCACCCCCACGGCGCCUUCUUCCGCUACAUGCGGCAGCCCGUGAAGCAGGAACUCACGUGCUUGUGGGUGGAACCGCACGUGCACCAUCCGCAUCACCCGCACCACCCGGCGCUGCACCAGCAGCACGUGCAUCACUCGAUGGGCGGAUCGCUGAGCCCCCGGAAACCGUGCGGCAAGAGCUUCUCGUCGAUGCACGAGAUUGUGACCCACCUGACCGUGGAGCACGUGGGGGGUCCCGAGUGCACUAACCACGCGUGCUUCUGGCAGGAGUGCGCCCGCAACGGGCGGCCCUUCAAGGCCAAGUACAAGCUGGUGAACCACAUCCGCGUGCACACCGGCGAGAAGCCCUUUCCCUGCCCGUUUCCGGGCUGCGGCAAGGUGUUCGCGCGUUCCGAGAACCUCAAGAUCCACAAGAGGACGCAUACAGGCGAGAAGCCGUUCAAGUGCGAGUUCGAAGGCUGCGACCGAAGGUUCGCCAACAGCUCGGACCGCAAGAAGCACUCGCACGUACACACUUCGGACAAGCCGUACAACUGCAGGAUCCGUGGCUGCGACAAGAGCUACACGCAUCCGAGCUCCCUGCGCAAGCACAUGAAGGUCCACGGCAAGUCGCCGCCGCCGUCCCCCUCCUCAUCGUCGGCCUCGGGCUACGAGAGCGACCAGGGCAACCACGGCGGCAACGGCGGCUCCGUCGGCGGACAUCAGCAGCAAGGGACGCUCGGUACCAUGACGGGCUCUUCCAACGCCGCGAAUCCUGCGAUUGGGACGGCCCUCAGCUCCCAGGGUGCGCCGCCCAGCCUCGAGCAGCUCGUGUCUUCGGCCCAGCUGGGGCCCGGGACGACUGGACUGAACGAGUGGUACGUCUGCCAGACCGGGGGAAUGCCCACGCCGCCCAGUAACGAGCACUCUCCGCUGGGCGGGCCGCACCAUCACCUGCCGCCGCCCUACUGACCUCGGCUGCAGGGGGCAUCGGUGGCAUUCUGAGCAGCCCCCCGCUUUGGGGAACGCCUGGAAGGGGUUGGACUCCGUCUCCAACGCACGGAACUCUUCGUUGACCCCCCUCGGCCGAAACCAAACUCCGCCUUCGAUACCACCUGUUAAACCCGAGCGUGUGAUGCCGGGUUCGAGGGGUUUUCGUUGGCGAAAAACCAACUGUGGACAAUGGACACGUGUGGACCUGACGUCCGAUCCCACCUCGUCCCGUUUUGGGGAAGCGUCUCUGGGUUGGGGGAAAAACUUGCUUCGAAGCUGCCCGAGAGACCCGGCUCUUCUCUUUCGGUUGGGGUUCGUGUGUGAAAUCUGUUGUUAAGAAGCGUUGCCAAACUAAGCCAACAGUUUAGAAAUGUGACGUAAAUUUAUAUCGACGGUUUGGGAUAAGAUUGGGAGAGUCACUUGGCAGCCCUCCACAGGCCACUACACAAAGUAAUGCGAAAGUGUCCCAAAGGCUAUUCCAAGUACCGCCGCGAACAAUAUGAGCUGCGACACGCAAUGCGGCUUUUUUCUGCUAUUGCAAUACCAGCAACUUUUCAUAUUCCUCGAUUUUUUACGUACUGGGACCUAAGCUUUGCGUCCCAUCAAACAGUUUGGACGCAUCCUUUUCUUAGAAACCGCUAGGUACGCCAGGAAAAAAAGUGAAGGGCUGUUGCAGCUCAGAUUGUUGGCCAUAGUACCAUUUCACUUCUCUCAAUGCCCGGGUGCUAACAUUGACGCAUUAUGAGCGGUGUUUUAUGAGGUACCUCUCAAACCGUAGUGGCCUACGUGUCUAACACCUUUCGUGGAAAAUAAUACCUUACAUUUUUAUCUGGUCAUACCUAACUGAAGCUGCCAUAUGAUUCAGAUCGCCAAAACUCGCGCCUAUACCAGAGGUCUAGUACCAAACUGCAGGCCAUCGAAAGAGGAGAGGUUCGGAAAUAGCAGCGGAUAAGGCAGAUACAAGGUGCACUACCUCAAGCAAGACAUCGAGCUGUCGUGAGCCUCGAAAGCUCAACAAAUCGUACUUUGCUUCACGAGCCGAUAGCUUUUGUGAUGCAGAACUCGCAUGACGCGUAUACUUUACGUCUCUAAGUACUGCGCUCUGUCUUUAGAAGAAACGAUGCCCAACGUGAGUGACGAGGCACAUUUUGUUUCAUGAAGAGCAUGGGCGUCUUUCAACUCAUUCCGCUCAUAUGUACAGCUUUCCAGCGGUUAUCACCCGGGCAAAAAAUGUUGAAUCAUAGGACUGUGGACGCAUUCGCCGCGCCUGAUAUUUGGAGGAAGUAGGCCCCCGCGCAUGCCCAGAAGGCGUUCCACAGCCUAGCUGGCAAAGGUGGCACCGCACGGAAGGCUCUAUAGGCCGCCAUGUUUUUUUCCUAAACCUCUACAGCGUCACGCGAGUCAGUGCCGCAAAAAGAAUGUCGCUACUCGUAUACAAGCGCCAAAUUCAACCUUGAUCUUGGAACUUUAUUCACAGCCACCCUGCUCGUGAUAUAUGUGUUUGCCUACAUACGAACAAUAGCUCUAUGGCGGAACCAGUACAAUAACCCGAGUCGGGAACAGAUCAUCGUCGCGUAAAGUUGGUACGCCGCCAAGUGCCCCUCAAGAAAAAAAAAAUAUAUAUAGUGUUUUUUUUUUCGUCACAAAAUUAAAUUACACAUUGCCUAACGCUCAUUCUCUGCCUAAAUGCACAUUCUCCGUCGAAAUGUAGCGCGAUCGGUUUGAACCAGGUGCGAAAGUUUCAGCACUAACCAUUAUCUUAUUAAAAAAAAUUCUAAGUGAUUUUCUGAUCCUUGGAGCACAGCUCCAACCAGUAAUAUGAUUUUCUGAAAAUUUCAAUGGAAAAAUGGGGCCCAUUUUCACUCCUUUUUCGAUAACUGGUACCAUAGAACUUCCUGUAUUCGAAAGUUCUGUCGGUCGUCAUUUUCCACUGAACAUUUCAGGAAAUCACGUAUGACUUUUAAAUAAAAUAACGGUUAGUGUUUUUAAUUCUGACACCUGUUUCGGACCGCUAGCAGCGCUACAUUUGAGCGGAGAAUGAGAGUUUGGCAAUGCGUAAUUCAUUUACUGUAAAGAGAAAAAAGUUUUUUCGGGAACAUCUUGUACAUCUCCUCCACAAAGGUCUUGCUGAACAGAGUGUUCGAAAAUGUGGCUGUAUAGGGUUUCUGGAGCUCGUUAUUUUCGUAGUCAUCCGUGCUGGGCAAAAGCGGAAUUUAGCGACGCGCUUCUAAUUUUCAGAGGAACUAGCCAGAAGCAUACCUACGGCUAAGCAAAUAACAGGAACAUCAUGAAGGCGUUCAAAUCAUCUAAGGAAUCUCCAAUCCAAAGUACAGUGUUUGUUAUUAGAGGCGGGAGGCGAGGAAAGCCUGUUCGCUUUAGCAUGUGCGUGUGGCAUAUCAAACACACAAAAACAAAAAGAAAGAACAACAAACAAAAACAAAAAAAGACGCAAAACGACGGACACUAACAUUUGUAUUCAGAUCACUUUCUAUGAAAGACGAAACACGAACGAAAAUUCCUUUUUAAAAGAAAACAAAACAAAAAAUCUUAUCAAGCUGGGAGAUAAGGAAGAAAUUUGCAAAAUGUUCUUUUAUAAUAUUUCGAAACGCGAAACGACUGCGCUAUUUAGCCAGCGAUUUGCGCUCUCGACCAAAUUAUUUUGAAAGUUACUUAAUUUAAGUUAAUAACGAUGAAUGAAAAUUCCUCCUUAAUGUGAAGUCCAACGAGAAUCACACACCAUAUUCUGUUUGUUAGCUGGAUAACUUAAAACAAUUACUUUCAAAAGUCAUUCAGGCGCAUGAGUACACUUCUGGCAUAGCCAGGUAGUGCCGUUGUGAUCAUUUGAACGCAAGGUUUGGCAGAACAAGGGUGGUUUGCACGCGAAAAAAGUAUGGCCAUCUCUAAGGUACGACAUCACUGGAGAGUGUUUUCAAUUUUAGAAAUUAACAGCGAAAAAACAACAGGAACCAAGAAUUAGAGGUCAAAGCGCUCAAAUAGCGUGCUUCUUGAACACUCCGUCCCCUUGUCCUUUUUUUUACGUUAUUAUAUUUUUAGAUUGUUUUGCUACAUAGCCAACCUUCGUGCUUCUCAUCUUCGAUUGCACUGUUUUAAUAUUUAUUAUUAGGACUCAAAGUGAUGCCUCGUAGCUUGUACGGUGCAAUGUAUAAACUACUUAUAAAUAUGUGUCAAUUGAUGGAAACGCCGCGCUUUCGGCAACGCUGCACAUAAAAUUUCGCCACAGUGCUCGAUGACUACGGAAAAUUGUCACAUUUCUACUUCUCUUGCUAUGACGCCUGAAUCGAUUGCGUUUGAGAAACAUUGAAAAAACCUGUAACGCAGUGCUGUAUUUUUAAUCAUCGGCGAAUUGGGCUGCAGAUGUCGUACUACCUCGGGCACGACGCUUAUAGCUCCACGGGAACAGAUGUGAUUGGUCAAGCUCUCUCAGAGACGAACUUCAGACGGCGGCUCCCCCGAACUACGACGCCUGUGCUCGCAAUUGAUCACCCAAAGUGACGCUUCAGGACGUUUCUUCGAGUUCUUCAACUUCACAGACUUGUACCAUAGAUUUCCUCCCGUGUCCCCAUCUUCAUUCACCGUGCGUGCAUGAGCGACUGUAUGGUGCGUGAGUGUGUGUUGUGAUGCGUCCUGCUUGAAACUUCCACAGGAACUGACGUCAGAACUUCCGUUUGUGGACUGUGAGACGCGUCUGUGUCUUGGCGGCUUGACUACUGGUGAGCCGUAAAGCACCGACAGAAACAAGCAGCAGUGCUUUGAUUCGCAGACGCACGCGUGAGUAGAAAGUUGUGUGUACAUUUCGAGUUCUAUUUUAUUAACGCGACGAGUGCCGAAGGAGUGGACAAAACACAAACAAAUCCCGCCGACAUCAAAGAUCCUCUACCCUGUCAUCUUCUAUUUUUACAAUGAUUGCAACGAAACGUCGUAUUAAAAUGUGGCGAGAAACUCUCGAAGAAAA
Ixodes scapularis (black-legged tick) is the source of this 5508-nucleotide messenger RNA. RefSeq names its product zinc finger protein ZIC 4. The coding region runs from base 9 to 1514 and encodes 501 amino acids. Gene Ontology annotation, molecular function: RNA polymerase II cis-regulatory region sequence-specific DNA binding; DNA-binding transcription factor activity, RNA polymerase II-specific. NCBI's taxonomy places the organism in Eukaryota, Metazoa, Arthropoda, Arachnida, Ixodida, Ixodidae. Gene Ontology annotation, biological process: regulation of transcription by RNA polymerase II; central nervous system development. The record is from RefSeq and is a predicted model, not a curated record. Gene Ontology annotation, cellular component: nucleus. The transcript has 2 exons.